UCUAUAAGUGAUCCAUCUUUCAGAAGUAAUGAGUUAUCCUGGAUGUCUUUUGCUUCUUUUCCCAUUCGAAAAAAAACACAUAUUAAAUUGCAGUUUCAGCCUCUUGCUGCAGAUGGCAUCCUAUUUUAUGCUGCACAACACUUAAAAGCACAGUCAGGUGACUUUUUAUGUAUCUCCCUAAUAAACGGUUUUGUUCAGCUUCGCUAUAACCUUGGUGACAGAACUCUCAUUCUGGAAAGUCUCCAAAAAGUAACUAUUAAUGGAAGCACUUGGCAUGUGAUUAAAGCAGGACGCAUUGGUGCUCAAGGCUACUUGGACCUGGAUGGAAUAAAUGUAACAGAAAAAGCCUCUGCUAAAAUGAGGUAUCUGGAUACGAAUACAGACUUCUAUGUUGGAGGAGUAUCAUAUUUACAUCUUGUAAAUCCCAUGGCCAUAGCAAGUGAACCUGUGGGUUUUCAAGGUUGCAUUCGAGAAGUUAUUAUAAAUAAUCAAGAAUUGCAGCUAACUGAAUUAGGGGCAAAAGAUGGCUCUAAUGUGGGUGACUGUGAUGGGACAGCUUGUGGGUAUAACAUUUGCAGAAAUGGGGGCGAAUGCAUAGUUAAUGGUACAACCUUUUCUUGCAGAUGUUCACCACAUUGGGCUGGAAAUACAUGUAACCAGUCUGUGUAUUGUUUGAAUAAUCUUUGUCAACACCAAUCUCUAUGUAUACCUAACCAAUCAUUUUCUUACAGUUGUCUGUGUACUUUAGGUUGGGUGGGAAGGUACUGUGAAAACAAAAUUUCAUUUUCAACUGCAAAGUUCAUAGGUAAUUCUUACAUUAAAUUCAUUGACCCAAAUUACAGAACAAGAGACCUUCAGUUCACAACUGUAUCCUUAAAUUUCAGUACUACUGAAACAGAAGGCUUAAUUAUAUGGAUGGGAAAAGCUCAAAACGAAGACAAUGACUUUCUAGCUAUUGGUCUUUAUAAUAAAGCCUUGAAAAUAGCAGUUAACCUAGGAGAAAGAGUCUCUGUAUCCAUGAGCUAUACCAAAGCCACAUUCUGUUGCAACAAAUGGCACCAUAUACUUAUAAUUCAAAAUCAAACUCUUAUUAAAGCUUACCUAGAUAACAGUCUAAUCAUUUCUGAGGACAUUGAUCCACACAAAAAGUUUGUUGCCCUAAACUACAAUGGUAUCUCCUAUUUCGGAGGCUUUGAAUAUGGUCGAAAGGUAAAUGUUAUUACUCAGGAGAUUUUUAAGAGAGACUUCAUUGGCAAAAUUAAAGAUGUUGUAUUUUUUCAGGAUCCACAAAAAAUUGUCUUAAUUAAAUCUGAGGGAUACAAUGUUUAUAAUGGAGAUGAACAAAAUUAGGUAUAUAAUAUUAGGCAUUUUAAUAUACAAAAUAUGUGUAAAUGCAGUUAUUUUGAUAGUCCUUUCUGUCACAUUGUUAAUGAAUAAAUGAAAAUGUUACCACUAAUAAGCAGUCUACAGAUGGGAGU
Molecule: messenger RNA, 1478 nt
Organism: Ictidomys tridecemlineatus (thirteen-lined ground squirrel)
Lineage: Eukaryota; Metazoa; Chordata; Mammalia; Rodentia; Sciuridae
Source: RefSeq, a predicted model, not a curated record